Molecule: messenger RNA, 1113 nt
Organism: Gastrolobium bilobum
Lineage: Eukaryota; Viridiplantae; Streptophyta; Magnoliopsida; Fabales; Fabaceae
Exons: 3
Coding region: 156-692 (178 amino acids)
Source: RefSeq, a predicted model, not a curated record
GAGCGCACAUGUUCGGCAUUGCCCACCGCCUCUGAACUGUGCCCAAAUCCACGUGCCAUCCCCUGUAUUGUAUUUCUGUUGUUUCCCAAUUACAAGUAACCUCUUCUUCAUCAUCUCUCUCUCUCCUCAAUCACCGUACCGUAUCGUUCGUCAACAUGGCUAGGUUCAUCAUCUCGAAGGCGAGGAACAACCUUAAACUUAACCUUAACCUUAACCUUAACCACCUCAAUCUCAAGCCCUUCCCUUUGGUGACCGUUCCUAAUCGCCACCGUUCAUCCCAACCCACCAAACCGAAACUAGUCCAUGUCGACCUCGACGGCGAGUACGAGGUUACUCUCAAGUUGUUCGAUGACCUUAUCCAACGGAUUCUCGUUAAGAAGGCCACACCUGACUGGUUACCUUUCGUGCCGGGAUCCUCCUUCUGGGUCCCACCACGCGCUUCUCCUUCCAACGUCGUCGAUUUGGUUCACAAACUCACCGUCAGUGACCAACUCUCCGACGAAGAGUCCCUUUCCGUCGCCACCCUCCGCGGUUGGCCCUCCUCCAAUUUCUUCAUCAAAGGGAAUGAAUCCGCUCAGGGCGGGGAUAGUGGUUUGGAGAUAAAUAUCCCAGAAGGGAUGGAGGGGACAGUGAAAGUGAAGGUUCUGACGUUUUCAGAUAAUCUAGCUCAUUCAGAGGAUGAGGAAGGAUGAUCCAUAAUUUAGCUGAGCCAGUUGCUGUGCUCUAAUUAUGUAGGAUUUUCAUGGUGCAACCGAAGCUCAUUGGGAAGUCCAAAAAAAGCGAGGGAAAAAAACUAGACUCUUUGGAAAUUGAGAAGGACAAAGCACUUGAAUGGAAAUUCCUGAAGAUGCAGUACUGGUGUUGGUUUUGGGAUUUGACUCUUUUUCACUCUACUUGGAGUCAACGUUGAUUUGUUUAAUCAGUAUAUAUUGAAUAUUUGCAAUGUUGUUAUGUUGAAUCCCUUGUAGGGUGAAUGUAUGUAUUUAUCCAACUAAUAAAAAGCAAAAGUUUCUCACAGCAUUCCUCUGAACGAGAUUAAUUUAUUGCAUAUUGAUAUAUAUACCACUGUAAUAGAUCUUUUUGUUUUGGCACGUAACUGUAAUAGACUUUUGA